UUUUUUUUGUGGUAUCUUUAUUCUAUAAUAUUCGUCCAAAAUGCUGUCUGGCGAGGACAGCAGAACAGUCGCCACCACUCGCUCUGCUCUGUCCACACAAAAAUCUAUUCCUUUGCAUAAACCUAUUCAGCUAGCUGCCAUCUCAAACUACAAGCUAGCUCAGCUUACAUUUGCACCACCCGAUCUUCAUUCACUUCGCAAAACUGCCAUCAUUAAGAAUGUCCUGGAGACAAUCUACAAAGAAACACCCCCGCAGUGGCUGGACCAACUAACUCGCUGGACCUUUUUUACACCCGAUGACACCUUUGUUUUCAUUGAUGAAUUUAGAUCACUUCAAGAUAUGACACAAGAUGGACUCGAAGAAAUGUUUAGUGACUAUUUGCGUAUAAUGGAAGCAUUCAAGCCUAAUCAGCAACAGCAAGAAGAAUACGACGAAGAAGAAGACGAGGAUUUGUGGAACGACGAAGAUCAGAAAAAAUCUUUCGGAAUCACAGAAUCAUCGAUAUUUUCUCAUCCAGGGGCAUCGUUAUCCGAUGAAUCCCUUAACAGACCUCAGCGACCCUCACUGGAUGAUAGGGCAUCACUGGAAAUCCCCGAGGACAAAAAGAGCCGCCGGCAGAGUGUAACACCUGUCAAUAGAAAUCGGCUGAGUUGGACAAGCGACACGGGUAUCACCUCAAGUGUGGUGGCCCAGCACCUGGCAAACGAAAUCAUGAACCUUUUUGACAUGGAAUUCUCGGUUGAUAUACAUGUAAACACUGCACCAAAGCUACCAGAACUUCCGUUUCAUAAUCAUGCAAGCCGCCGCAAAUCAAAGCGCAUGUCUACAGAUUCAUUUAUGGCACUCAUACCAACUUUUGAGGCAUUCACUGUCGAUGAGAAAACCUAUCCCCGCACACGGCCUCGUAAUAUGUCCAACCCAAUAAUUUCUGAAAAUACUCCACCUCCUCGCCGCCGCUCUUCUAGUCUUCCUCUUACACCAGAUCCCAAACCAAAGCAAUCCCCAGUUUUGCCACAACGCUCUUCCUCUCUCAAAUACCGUCAAAAUACCCCUGCCAAAAAGAGUUCAACUUCUCUAAAGGUAGACCCUUAUAUUCAACCAAUAGCCAAAUCACAAUCAUCUCCAUCUUCAUCUUCAUCCUUGGAUGUAAAUAAUCGUGAAAGACAGUUUAAGAGCAGUGAGUUUCUCGCAGGACGGACACAUGUUUUGGGUGACGAAUCUUCGGACCCCUCAAGACAACCUUUGCGCCGACUGGCUUCUCUUGUACAUUAUGAGCACGGAUAUAAUAAUAAUAGUAAUACGAGUACUAGUAGUCUUCAUCCUUCACUUUGUUCAACCUCUUCAUUUUCUUCAUCUGAAGCUGGCUCCUUGACAAGAGCGGUCCCAAUGACAUUGCAUGAAAAAUCAUCAAAUUCAGAGAGACUAGUAAAACAGCGCAGCCAUCAACUAAUUCGCCCUUCUAUUGUUGACGCCAAAGAGAUCAGACGUUCUCAAUCUCUCGGGCGUUAUAAUUCCAAGAAAAACAAACAACCAUCUUUAAUGGAGCGGACCUCAUCCAAACAAGGUAACGGCGUCCCUCCAGCCUUUUACAAGCAUGAUAAGAAGCAACCCGACUUGUCACGGUCUAGAUCGGCCUUUAUUAAGAUCGGGAAAGGUUUGCGCACCAGGCGCACUCACAAAGAAGACACCAAUGGAUUUUCAGAAGCAAGCAUGGCGCACGGUGAAUCUCUUAAAGAGAAUAUGCCGCAUGGUAACAGAUUUGUUCAACGUAUGGCUACACUUGGUAAACGGAUGAGACUUCAAAGAGCUUAAAUUGUUUCAAAGAAGCAAAAUAAUUAUACAUACAUACACAUACACUCUCGCACACUCAAUUCAUAUAUAUAUAAUGAAAAAUGAAAAAAAGCUAAAA
Messenger RNA from Phycomyces blakesleeanus NRRL 1555(-), 1910 nucleotides. RefSeq lists its product as hypothetical. The transcript has 2 exons. Lineage: Eukaryota; Fungi; Mucoromycota; Mucoromycetes; Mucorales; Phycomycetaceae. Bases 41 to 1813 code for a protein of 590 amino acids. The record is from RefSeq and is a predicted model, not a curated record.